Andrographis paniculata is the source of this 2507-nucleotide messenger RNA. Its product is annotated as O-fucosyltransferase 28-like. The coding region runs from base 307 to 2247 and encodes 646 amino acids. The record is from RefSeq and is a predicted model, not a curated record. NCBI's taxonomy places the organism in Eukaryota, Viridiplantae, Streptophyta, Magnoliopsida, Lamiales, Acanthaceae. The transcript has 8 exons. Gene Ontology annotation, cellular component: cytoplasm.
UAGCAGCGAAUCGAAGGGCGAAUCGCCCAAUUACAUGAAUCCCUUUCAUCUCCGUUUCUUCUCUCCCUGAAUUCAAUUGCUUCGAUUGCCCCGUAAAUCACGUCGCCUUGUUCUUCUUCUAGUGCAGGGAAAGCGGAGCAGAUCGACAGCUUUUUUUGCAGAAAUUGAUUGAGACGUGAAGGAACGGGAAUUUUUUAUUUGUGUAUUAAAUAGGCGCAACAGAACAACGCAACGGUUCACCAUUAAUGUUCGUUGAUAUCUUCGUCGUGCUGAAGCUGUUCUGUAACUCUAGUUGGAUUUGAGUCUAUGUGUAUGUUUCCAGCGAUGUUAGGCGGUGGAAGCAGCACAAUUUCGGGUAGCGCCGGCCACGGAGGAGCUACCGCGACGCACCAGCGCCGCCGCGUAGCUGAAUAUUCGAUUAAUGACCUGGAGAAGGAGAAGAGCGGCGAUAAUGUGCAAAUUGAGUUGGAUUGUUCCAGAAGCGGAGGAGAUGAAGAACAAUUGUUGUUUAAUAAUAAUAGUAAUAGCAAUUCCUGCAACGGUUGCGUGUAUCAGUGCAACAGCUUGCACCACCACUAUCUCGUGAUGAGAUGCCUUUUGUCAUGUAAACGCCUGCCAGUAAAUUGGAUUUUGUUCGUGGAAGAAUGUUUGUUGAGUGCAUCGGGAGCUUUGAGUGCUGUGAUCUCGAGGAAGAACAUGGUCCGUACGAUUUUUGUGUUUCUUAUGAUGACGGCGGUUGUCUCGGUGUUUUUGCGGUUUUCUUUCUUAACGGCCGGCGGCGCGGUGGCGGAAUCCGUCGAGAGUUUGGUUAAGGCGGAGAAUGAGAUUUCAGUUAUUCCAAAUUUCAGGACCGAUCUCAUGGCUAAUGCUCACAUGGCAGUUUUCGAUUCAGAAUCAUCUUCCGGUGCUGCUUUACAGAAACGACAGAUGAAGGAAUUUCCGGUCGCAGAAAUAUGGACGAAGCCCAACAGCAAUGAUUUGUACCAAUGUAUAGCUCGACCCAAGAAUCAUAAAAGACCUGCAGCUCCCACAAAUGGCUAUAUUUUGGUUCAUGCCAAUGGUGGAUUAAAUCAAAUGAGGACAGGAAUUUGUGAUAUGGUUGCAGUAGCAAAGAUCAUGAAUGCAACUUUAGUACUUCCUUAUCUUGAUCACAAAAGCUUCUGGACAGAUCCAAGUGAUUUCAAGGACAUCUUCGAUUCGAAGCAUUUCAUCGAAACAUUGAAGGAUGAUAUAGACAUAGUCGAAAACCUGCCGCCACAAUAUGCAUCAGUGAAGCCUCUAAUUAGAGCACCUAUCUCAUGGUCUAAGGCUAGUUACUACAGGAAAGAAAUUCUCCCACUGCUUAAAAAGCACAAGGUAAUCAAGUUCACCCACACUGACUCCCGUCUCGCCAACAACGGUCUCGCCUCCUCCAUCCAGAAGCUCCGCUGCCGCGCAAACUACAAAGCCCUUCGCUACACGCCCGAGAUCGAGGAACUCGGAAACAAACUCGUCGACAGACUGAGGACAGACGGCGAACCUUACAUCGCCCUUCAUUUGAGGUAUGAAAAGGACAUGCUGGCGUUCACCGGCUGCAGCCACAACCUGAGUCGAUCCGAGGCCAAGGAGCUCCGGUCGAUGCGAUACACCGUCAAGCAUUGGAAAGAGAAGGAGAUCAACAGCAAGCAGCGGAGGCUCCAAGGCGGCUGCCCGAUGUCACCGAGGGAAGCUGCCCUGUUCAUCAAGGCAAUGGGAUAUCCGUCUUCAACGAGAAUCUACAUCGUGGCUGGCGAAAUUUACGGCAACAACACCAUGGAUGCCCUCCGGGCAGAGUAUCCCAACAUAUACUCCCACUCGAGCCUCGCCACGCCGGAAGAGUUACAGCCGUUUGUUGAUUACCAGAACCGCCUCGCGGCCUUGGACUACAUCACCGCCGUGGAGAGUGAUGCGUUUAUUUAUACUUACGAUGGGAACAUGGCGAAGGCCGUACAGGGGCACCGGAAGUUCCAAGGCUUCCAAAGAACAAUCAACCCCGACAGGUUAACAUUUGUUAGACUGAUGGAUUCAUUGGACGAGGGGCGCAUUUCUUGGGAGGAAUUCAGUGCCGAAGUGAAGAGAUUACAUUUGGACAGAAUUGGUGGGCCUGAAAUAAGACAAAAUGGGCAAUUACCAAGAUUGGAGGAGAAUUUUUAUGCAAAUCCUUAUCCAGGAUGCAUCUGCAACAAUAAUCUACAUCAAAAAUCUCUUACAAAGGUUUCUUCACAAUGAUUGAUCAUAUGAUGAUGGUAAGAAUAUUGUCAAAAUCAUUAUACUGCAAUGAUAAAUGAUUGAAGGAUGGAUCUGGCGUUGGAGUCCCGGGAGCUCCUCUCGGGUGGAGGGUCAGAAGCAGAGUUCCGGCUAUUGUAUUGCAGAGGCGUGUAUAGAGAAAAGGUAAUUAAUUGUUAGCUUUAGAGGCACACAUUACACACAUUUUUAUAUUGAGAAAGAAAGAAAGAAAGAAAUAAAAUAUAUUCCAUUGAUUUUUUUCA